AUGGAUCGAAAUUUCGAAUUGGACGCCGCCCCUCCGGUUACGGCGACAGAAUCACGAAUCUCGACAUCGACAAGGACCGAAGCAACGUCCUGGGCCUUUGCGCGCCGUCCGCAGCGCACAUGCGGCGAAAAAGUGCGGCGUCGUAUUUCCGGUUGCGCCGUCGCCGUCGCCGUCAAGACAGACCCCGAAGCCCUCCAGGACCGCCACCACGUCCAGAUUGUGGGCAUCGCUGUUCCUGCUGGCCGUCGCAUCGCCCGACUCUUCCACGAAGCGCUUUGGUUGGCCUCAAUGCCAUGCAGAUUUUCUCUCCGGAAGCACUUCGGGCGUCUUCGCGGGGACGAUGCGCGAUCCCCAUCCGGCUUCACCCCACUUCGCCGGGCCCAUGGCAAUGCGAUCGCGGCAAACGAUGGAUCGAGAUGCACGCUGCUGAGAGUUGAUAUUUCAAACGAGGUAGAGCGACAAGGUGCCUGGCCAUGGCAGAAAUUAGCGAAUGCGGACAUUCAGCUUGUCGAUGCUGGCCAAAUCUCAGUAUCGCAAUACCUAGGAGGAGGGAUUGUUGCAAGUCGUGGCCCGAGCAGUUGA
This is a messenger RNA of Trichoderma asperellum CBS 433.97, 582 nucleotides long. RefSeq lists its product as uncharacterized. The record is from RefSeq and is a predicted model, not a curated record. Lineage: Eukaryota; Fungi; Ascomycota; Sordariomycetes; Hypocreales; Hypocreaceae.